UUACAUGAAGAAACCUCUAGGUCCACCACCUCCAUCUUAUACCUGUUUCCGUUGUGGUAAACCUGGACAUUAUAUAAAGAAUUGCCCAACAAAUGGGGAUAAGAACUUUGAAUCUGGUCCUAGGAUUAAAAAGAGCACUGGAAUUCCUAGAAGUUUUAUGAUGGAAGUGAAAGAUCCUAACAUGAAAGGUGCAAUGCUUACCAACACUGGAAAAUAUGCGAUACCAACUAUAGAUGCAGAAGCAUAUGCAAUUGGGAAGAAAGAAAAACCUCCCUUCUUACCAGAGGAACCAUCUUCUUCCUCAGAAGAAGAUGAUCCUAUCCCAGAUGAAUUGUUAUGUCUCAUCUGCAAAGAUAUUAUGACUGAUGCCGUUGUCAUUCCCUGCUGUGGAAAUAGUUAUUGUGAUGAAUGUAAGAAAUGCUGAACAUUGGAAGAUGUGUAUUUUAGAAUAUUUAUAUUUACUUGGAAAGGCUAUUACCAACAUUGUGUGUUUUAAUAAUAAAAUAUGAAGUGUU
Messenger RNA from Galeopterus variegatus (Sunda flying lemur), 515 nucleotides. Its product is annotated as E3 ubiquitin-protein ligase RBBP6-like. The annotation marks the transcript as partial. Gene Ontology annotation, biological process: protein ubiquitination; mRNA processing; ubiquitin-dependent protein catabolic process. Gene Ontology annotation, cellular component: nucleus. The transcript is spliced from 3 exons. Gene Ontology annotation, molecular function: nucleic acid binding; zinc ion binding; ubiquitin protein ligase activity. The record is from RefSeq and is a predicted model, not a curated record. Lineage: Eukaryota; Metazoa; Chordata; Mammalia; Dermoptera; Cynocephalidae.